AAAAUUCAUUUAUUGCGAGAAGCUGACGCCGCUAAUGAAAAUAAGAAAUUAAAGAAAACAUAAUGGGUGACUACGAUUCGGAUGAUGAAAAAUCCCAGUUAGAAAAGUUGCAGCAUGCGAAAGUGCCGCGUGGAAUGUUUGUUAGCGGCUGGGACGAUGAUGCCGACGAGUUGAUCGAAGAGGAUAAAAAUCCCCAAGCCAGCAUUGAACGCAUGAUACUGUGGGCCGUGAAUGAGAACCGCAUCAGUGAGGUGCGGGAAAUCCUUCAGCUGGAUGCGGACACAGUCAACGCUCGGGAUGAUGAUGGAUACACGCCUCUGCAUCGCGCCUGUUACAACAACUUUGUGGACAUUGCCAAGCUGCUGCUGCAGUACAAAGCGAAUCCGAAUGCACGCACUGAGUUGGGAUGGACGCCAUUGCAUUCGGCUUGCAAGUGGAAUAAUGCUGAUUGUGCUCAGCUUCUGCUGCAAUUUGGCGGAGAUGUAAAUGCCGAGUCGGAUGGUCAGCAAACUCCUUUGCACAUCACAGCCACCGUUUCCAACUGCCGCAAUACGGCAACGGUGCUGCUCCUGAAUCGCAAUAUAAAGGCGGACAAGGAGAACAACAGCGAGGAGACAGCUGCUGUUAUAGCACGUCGUACAGGCAUGAGCUACGUCAUCUUUGAGAUGGGCAAUGAGGCGUACGAUUGCGAUACGGGACUGAUAGACUAAGAGUCGUAUGCGUUUCAUUAAUAUAAUACUUAUUGUUAGUUUUA
Molecule: messenger RNA, 754 nt
Organism: Drosophila innubila
Lineage: Eukaryota; Metazoa; Arthropoda; Insecta; Diptera; Drosophilidae
Product: ankyrin repeat domain-containing protein 49-like
Exons: 2
Coding region: 63-710 (215 amino acids)
Molecular function (GO): protein binding
Source: RefSeq, a predicted model, not a curated record